AGCUAAUACGGCGACCGGGGCCACCUGCAUGUCAUGAUGGGAUAAUACUUGGCAUAAUUGAUUAUUCGAUGAGAAUAGUAGUCAUGAGAUUGUCGCACAUAAUAAUGUGUAGAGUGUAGACUAGUCCGACUCUUUGGGAGGGUCGGGAGGAGAAAGAUGGGGCGGGAUCAAUGGUUUCCCCGCCCCCGCUCAGUGGGGGAUGACGACAGCCUCCACUCCUUUCUUCUCCUCUUCCGCCGGCAAACAUCUGCUCCGAUCGACUCCGCCACGUCAUGGUGGAUUUCCAAGGGACUCUGUGCCUCGCUCGCUGCCUUUCCGUCCGACAAAGCAAUGGGAAAGAAGAAAAGCAACCCAAGGUCCCAUCCAGGCAUCCCCGACAAACUAUCUACCCAACCAUCUACCUCCAGAGCACAGGCACAGCCUACGGGCAAUAUAUAUAGAAACAACUGGCCAACCCAGGACCGGGCAACGCAAUUCCAGCAGUAUGGCUUGUCCGGGCUCGUGUCAUCCGCGUUCAUCUGACAGGCAGGCAACGCAGCCCUGCCGGCCACCAAUGCUCUUUAAGCUUUCCCCGGCAUCUGGAUGGGCGCGCUACGGAUUUCGAUCUAUACUCUUUCUGCUUUUUCUUUCUCUUUAAACGCCCCUCUCCAACAGUAGUAUUACAGUAGUGCUUCUGCAGUGCGUCCCAAAGCAGCCCCAUUGGGUGCAAUUGACAACCCUUGCACUUUUCGCACACUAUCCAAAGCCUUCAAGGUCCUCAAGGCCUCCAAAAACGGCAAUCUCAUCGAAAAAGCCGUUGAGAAUGAGUACUAUUGC
Aspergillus sclerotioniger CBS 115572 is the source of this 816-nucleotide messenger RNA. RefSeq lists its product as uncharacterized. The record is from RefSeq and is a predicted model, not a curated record. Bases 200 to 637 code for a protein of 145 amino acids. NCBI's taxonomy places the organism in Eukaryota, Fungi, Ascomycota, Eurotiomycetes, Eurotiales, Aspergillaceae. The transcript is spliced from 3 exons.